Dunckerocampus dactyliophorus (ringed pipefish) is the source of this 4034-nucleotide messenger RNA. RefSeq names its product motile sperm domain containing 2 (gene mospd2). The coding region runs from base 308 to 1915 and encodes 535 amino acids. NCBI's taxonomy places the organism in Eukaryota, Metazoa, Chordata, Actinopteri, Syngnathiformes, Syngnathidae. The transcript is spliced from 16 exons. The record is from RefSeq and is a predicted model, not a curated record.
UGCAUUGUGGGAGUUGACAAUGUAAACAGCGGUGUCUUGACAGGCUUAAGCUAACAGGUUUAGCUUACAACGCCUAUCUUAAACGCACAGGCCAGGGGAAAGUUCGAUUCACAGCCGUUUUGUUUUUAUAUUAAAAACAAAUGCCACACCCCUUUCUUCUCGGAACAACAUAGCGAAGAGGAGUGGCCAAAGACUGGAACCAAAAUGGCUUCGACGGGGCGUCAGUUUCCUACAUGGCAGUGAUUCGCCUAAACAGCAGCUAGCGGGCUAACGAUCAGAGGGGAAGGAGACGCCGUGACAGUUGAAUAUGGCUGGACUUGAGCAGCAGCAAGGAGAGCAGGGCAUUGAGGCGAAAAUUGAGGAGACGAGAGAGAGGUUCAAGAACGAAUUCCUCCAAGAUUCAGCAGACAAAUAUGACUCAAGAGAUGUGGACAGACUGCACAAGGACAAUUCCAUGGUGGAAGGCUACCUGAUGUGGCGGCUUUACGUUGUGGACGAUGCCUUGAAAAUGAUAGAUGAGAGUUUUCAAUGGAGAAAGGAAUAUGGCGUGAAUGACGUCACUGAGAGCAGCAUUCCCAAGUGGAUGUUUGAGACCGGCGCGGUCUACCUCCAUGGAUACGACAAAGAGGGCAACAAGCUCUUCUGGUUUAAAGUGAAGCUACACGUCAAGGAUUCGAAAACCAUCAUAGACAAGAAGAAGUAUGUGGCUUUCUGGCUGGAACGAUACGUCAAGAAGGAACCUGGGAUGCCCCUGACGGUUGUGUUUGACAUGUCAGAGUCUGGCCUCAGCAAUAUAGACAUGGACUUUGUCAAGUAUGUUGUAAAUUGCUUCAAAGUAUAUUAUCCUAAGUUGCUAUCCAAGAUGAUCAUCGUGGAGAUGCCGUGGAUCAUGAACGCGGCAUGGAAGAUCGUGAAGUCCUGGUUGGGGCCGGAGGCCAUCAGCAAGCUCAAGUUCGCAUCCAGAUCGGAAAUCCAGUCAUUUAUCGACGCAGAGUACCUGCCCCCUCACAUGGGUGGAAUGGAUCCGUUCAGGUACAGCUACCCUCCUCUCCCCGACGACGACUUCCAGACGCCCAUCAGCGACAACGGACCCAUCGUCAGCGAGGACGAGAUUGAGAGCAAGGAGGGCGAGCUAGAGAGCAAAGAUGGCCUCGAGUCCAGCUUCAACUCAACCGAGGUUGCCGUCAAGCCCAAAAAGGUGAAUUUCAUCGAGGACCAUUUGAGGACAGAGGACAACGAGAAAGCAGAGAGCCGAACCAAAGGGGUCAGGAAACCUUUGACCACGUUUAAAGGUGUCCUGUUGGACAUCAGCCCUGCAGAGGAGCUGAGUUUUGGUUCUGGAGACACUGAGAAGAAAAGCCUCGUUAUCCUGAGCAAUGUGACCAAAAACCCCCUGGCCUUUAAGGUCCGGACCACGGCGCCUGAGAAGUAUAGAGUGAAGCCCAGCAGUAGCACAUGUGAACCCGGCGGCUCGAUCGAUAUAGUGGUGUCCUUGCAUGGAGGUUCUCAGGCGUCCCCCCAGGAUCGGUUCUUGGUGAUGGCUGCUGAGAUGGACAAUGCAGGAUCUCAAGAACUGGCGCAAUUUUGGAAAGAAUUACCAAAGGCUAAGAUUAUGGAGCACAGGUUGCGCUGCCAUGUUGUGGAGAGCGCUAAACCAGCAGUGAGCUCUCUGAAGGACGGUGCAGCCGAGACUGGAAGCAGCAAGGACAUAAACACAGCGCACGUUCCAAAGAUAGGCCCCAAGGCUCAAGAUGACCACUUACUCAUGCGAUUGAUGGCCAGCAACUCCAGGCUGGAGCAAAACGUCAACACGUGUCUGUGGGUCCAGAAGGUUCUUGUUGGCUUGGUUUUGAGUCUAGUCAUGCUGAACCUGUACUGCAUCCAUUUGCUGGCUACGUCGCAGCAGCCAUCUUGACCUGACGCCCUGCAAAGAAGAAGAGUCUGCCACCUGAGGGGACAUUGCCCCUCCCUUUGUCUCUCUGUUGCCAUGGCGAGAGGAGUAGCUCCAAAUUAUGGGGGUAUGACACUUUUAACAGCCUCACAGCAUUUUUUUAUGCUGAGCAUUAUUAUAAAAAAAUAUUUAUUGCAAAAUAAUGUGUAGGAGAGGUUUAUUUUUGUGAGCAUAUCGUACAAUAUUUUAUAAGAUAUUCUACUGCAGAUAUUAAAAUAAAAUUGUCAGAAAAACAAAUUUUGUUCAGGCGCUCUCUUGAAGAAGAAGCACAUUCAGCCGCCUGUGUCUAAUUGAAAACACGGUUAUGUUGGAGCCGAAGCUCUCCACACCGAGAGCGAGGAGCCACAGGAGAUCUCUGUGUCUCCAUUUCUUUUAAUUAGCUAACACCGGCCCACUAAAUAUACACAAGUAAUUAGUACACACGCACACACACACACACACACACUUCCUUGUAGCCUAUUGACUAUCCACGAUAUCUAUAACAAGAUCCAAGCAAUCAGGACACGAGGAGCGAUCACAGUUUGGUUUAUAAGCAUGUAGUGCGGUGUUGUGCUAUCCAAACACGCUCCAGUGAUGAUUGCAAUGAUUCAGGCAAUAAUGACAAACUGAUGCAAUGUUGAUUACAAGGUUGUUGGGGGACCUGUGUUGUCUAACCUACUUUAGUCUAACCUACUUUAGUUUCAACUCUUCAGAUGGUUCUUUUGUUUCACGGCAUUCUUCCAACUUUUCUGCACGUAACACCUGCUUCGGGUGCGUUUUAGACCAUUUGGGUGGUAAAUAUCUUCGAAAGUUAGUAGAGGUUGGUUCUCUAGAGAGUAAGUGUGCGCUAAGUGCACAUUGCGUGCAACACCAACGAGAUGAAGGUGGAGCGGAGCGGGAGUGACACCGUCAUUUUUCCCCAGACGCAUUUAUCACCACAUGAUAUGUUCCUACAUCACUAAUUCUACACUUUGUCAUUCUCCGGGCAGCUCUAGGAGCCACAAGCUACUCAAUUAAAUUGAUUUUACAUCACAUCAAAACAUGCUUCAAUGUUAGGUUGACCUCCAGCCCACAUGCAGUCUGUGAAGACGUGCUCAUUUAGUCCAAACUGGGAAAGGGGAUCAAUACAAAAUGAAUGAGUGCAGUGCUGGAGUGGAUGAAAUGUUGUUUUUGAAGAAAGAUGAAGUACUUUAUACCCCCCCCCAUUUUUAGAGGUCUCUAAAAAUGUUAAAAGCCGUAUUUUGAAGGUUUUUUAUGCUCUUAACUACGCAAAUGUUGGUUUUAUAAAGAAGGAAUCCUACUUUGCGAAGAUUCACUUAUCACUGUUGGGUUUGGAACCAAUUACAGUAACCGCAAUAAGUGAGGAAUUACUCUGUAAAGACUAUAUUCUAAUGUAGUAAAAAUUGUGUACCUCUUAUAAACAUAAAAAUGCUGGCUUUUACAGGCGGUGUGAAAAGUGGUGUUAGCCCUGUUUUCCCCAAGGCACCAUACCCUGUCCCAUGCUUCCUUAGAAGGGUCACUAAAAAACUACCUGAAGGCUGUAAUUGAACCGGUAUUUAUCCGCUUGUGCCGUUUAUACAGAAUAGCGACCUGAAAGAAGGCAGAAACAUCCUGACUUUUUACUGGCAGUGUGAAAGGUAGGUUUGGCUUUGGUAUUCCUCAAGGCACCCUACCCGGUCCCCUGAAGUAUCACUCACAAAACUGCCUCAGAGCUGUAACAGUAGAGCUGACAUUUGUUUGCUUGUGCUUUUUAUACAGAACCCAGUGAAGUGGGAUAUUGCAGCAAGUGCGUGCUCUUUCACACAGUGACACAGCAUCAAGGCACAAUAUUUGGGGGGUGACUUGUUCCAACCAUUCUGUGUCUGUGCCAUUUAUGAAAAACAGUGAGGGCUUUUAUAGGCAGUGUAAAAGCGGCUAUCGAGAGCUGUUUCUAAUAGUCUGAUGACCUUGUUUAGUGACAUGUAUAUAAUAAAAACAAUAGUAGCUAUUGUUGCGACCACUGUGUAGUCAUUGAAGACCUUAAAAACACAAAACAGCAGUAAUGUUGCAACCAGUUCAUUUUAUAUUUGGUGGGGAUAAAAAUUAAAUAAAAUAUAUCCAAUCA